Notechis scutatus (mainland tiger snake) is the source of this 1628-nucleotide messenger RNA. NCBI's taxonomy places the organism in Eukaryota, Metazoa, Chordata, Lepidosauria, Squamata, Elapidae. The record is from RefSeq and is a predicted model, not a curated record.
UGGACAAAUUUGAUAUUAUUGGUAUUAUUGGUGAGGGAACAUAUGGGCAAGUGUACAAAGCCAAGGAUAAGGAUACAGGUGAAUUGGUAGCUUUGAAAAAAGUAAGGCUGGACAAUGAAAAGGAAGGUUUCCCUAUUACAGCUAUCCGUGAAAUCAAGAUCCUUCGACAGUUGAUUCACCAGAGUGUUGUCAACAUGAAGGAAAUUGUUACAGACAAACAAGAUGCACUGGAUUUCAAGAAAGACAAAGGUGCAUUUUAUCUUGUAUUCGAAUAUAUGGACCAUGACCUCAUGGGAUUGCUAGAAUCUGGGCUGGUGCAUUUCUCAGAGGACCAUAUAAAAUCGUUCAUGAAGCAGUUGAUGGAGGGACUGGACUACUGUCACAAAAAAAACUUUCUUCAUCGCGAUAUCAAAUGUUCCAACAUCUUAUUAAACAACAGUGGGCAGAUCAAGCUGGCAGACUUUGGUCUUGCCCGACUUUACAGUUCAGAAGAAAGCCGUCCAUAUACCAAUAAAGUCAUUACACUAUGGUAUCGACCACCUGAGUUGCUGCUAGGCGAGGAGCGUUACACACCAGCUAUAGAUGUCUGGAGCUGUGGCUGCAUCCUUGGGGAACUGUUCACAAAGAAACCUGUUUUUCAAGCUAAUCUUGAGUUGUCUCAGCUUGAAUUAAUCAGCCGUCUUUGUGGGAGCCCCUGUCCAGCUGUAUGGCCAGAUGUCAUCAAACUCCCCUACUUCAACACCAUGAAACCAAAGAAGCAAUAUCGUAGGCGCCUACGGGAGGAGUUUUCCUUUAUGCCUUCUGCUGCCCUCGACCUGUUAGACAAUAUGCUAACACUGGACCCCAGCAAACGAUAUACAGCAGAGCAAGCAUUGCAGAGUGAUUUCCUGAAGGAUGUUGAUAUCAGCAAGAUGGAUCCGCCAGACCUUCCUCAUUGGCAGGAUUGUCAUGAACUGUGGAGCAAGAAACGUCGUCGGCAACGGCAAAGUGGGAUCAUGGUGGAGGAACUCCCCAUGGCAAAGGUUUCCCAGAAGGACAUAGCCUCUAUAAUAAGCACUGAUGCCAUCAAGAAUCAUAGCAGCCCAGUACCCCAACAGCCUGCUCAGAUCAAAACACAACCUGGUUCUGGACACUCACUUGCAGGUCUUGGUGACAUCACACAGCAGUUGAAUCAGAGUGAGCUUGCUGUCUUAUUGAACUUGUUGCAGAGCCAGACAGACCUAAGUGUUCCACAGAUGGCCCAGCUACUGAACAUCCAUUCAAACCUUGAGAUGCAGCAACAUCUAGAGGCCCUUAACCAAUCAAUCAAUGCACUCAAUCAAUGCACUCAGCAACUGCAGGAUUCUCAGAAAGUGCUUGAAGAGGAAACAGGUGCUGAGGAACCACCCCCACUAGCCGGUCCCUCUGAGGAGCACACCACUCCAGAAGCAGCAAGUACUCAGGGAGACAUGCAAAGCUUCCUGGCAGUUUUGCUGAGCCAAGAGUCUGCAACAAACACAGAGAAUAGCAGUGAGAAAAACAGCGAUCUGUGGGGGCCACAGAAAACCCCCACUUUGCCUCAGGAGGAAACUGCAGGUAAAUAAUUGUGACACCCUCUUGCUCCCAGGACUUAAGAGGGGGAAAUUAUG